Molecule: messenger RNA, 9960 nt
Organism: Cyanistes caeruleus (blue tit)
Lineage: Eukaryota; Metazoa; Chordata; Aves; Passeriformes; Paridae
Source: RefSeq, a predicted model, not a curated record
UGGGAGCGAGUUUGGGGUGGAGUUUGGGAGCCGGGAGCGGAGCAUGGCUGGGCUGCCCGGUACGCCCGGCCCGCGCCUCCAGCGCGGGGCUGCGGCGGGCGAGCUGCGGCGCUGAGCCAAGCCCCCGAGCCCUUCGGGACCCCCGGGAGCCCCGAACCCGCCGGCAUGGCCCGCUGGAUCCCCACCAAGCGCGAGAAGUACGGGGUCGCCAUCUACAACUACGAGGCCGCGCAGGACGUGGAGCUGUCCCUGCAGGUGGGGGACACUGUUCACAUCCUGGAGAUGUACGAAGGCUGGUACCGAGGAUACACACUCCGAAAUAAAUCCAAGAAGGGCAUUUUCCCAGAAACCUACAUCCAUUUAAAAGAGGCCAUCGUGAAGGACCGGGGGCAGCACGAAACAGUGAUUCCCAGCGAGCUGCCGCUGGGCCAGGAGCUCACAUCCACGCUGCGGGAGUGGGCGGUGAUCUGGCACAAGCUGUACGUGAACAACAAAACCACGCAGUUCAGGCAUGUCCAGCAGCUCACCUACAGCCUGAUAGAGUGGAGAUCCCAAAUCCUCUCCGGGACUUUGCCCAAGGAUGAACUCGCUGAGCUCAAGAAAAAAGUCACUGCCAAGAUUGACUAUGGCAACAGGAUCCUGGGUCUGGACCUGGUAGUCCGAGAUGACAACGGGAACAUCCUGGACCCAGAUGAGACCAGCACAAUCUCCCUCUUCAAGGCCCAUGAAACUGCAUCCAAGAGGAUUGAUGAGAGGAUCCAGGAGGAAAAGUCCCUUCAGCAGAGUUUGGACCUCCGGGGGCAGCCAAUAUUCAACUCCACACACACUUACAGCCUCUAUGUGAACUUCAAGAACUUUGUCUGCAACAUUGGGGAAGAUGCAGAGCUGCUGAUGAGCCUCUAUGACCCUGACCUCUCCAAAUUCAUCAGUGAAAAUUACCUGGUCCGUUGGGGCAGCAAUGGGAUGCCAAAAGAAAUUGAGAAACUGAACAACCUCCAAGCAGUGUUUACUGACUUGAGCAGUUCUGACCUGAUCCGGCCCCGGAUCAGCCUGGUGUGCCAGAUCGUGCGUGUGGGGCGCAUGGAACUGAAGGAUGGCAAGAAGCACACCUGCGGGCUCCGCAGGCCUUUCGGCGUGGCAGUGAUGGACAUCACUGACAUCAUCCACGGGAAGGUGGACGAUGAGGAGAAGCAGCAUUUUAUCCCCUUCCAGCAGAUUGCCAUGGAGACCUACAUCAGGCAGCGCCAGCUCAUCAUGUCCCCCCUGAUCACCUCCCAUGGCAUUGGCGAGAACGAGCCCCUCACCUCUGUCUUCAACAAAGUCAUCGCCGCCAAGGAGGUCAACCACAAAGGCCAAGGUCUAUGGGUCUCUCUGAAGCUGCUCCCUGGGGAUCUGGCUCAGGUUCAGAAGGAUUUUUCCCACCUUGUAGACAGAUCCACUGCAGUGGCUCGAAAAAUGGGGUUCCCUGAGAUCAUCCUUCCUGGUGACGUCCGGAAUGACAUCUACGUCACCCUGAUCCAGGGCGAGUUUGACAAAGGCAAGAAGAAAACCCCCAAGAACGUUGAGGUCACCAUGUCCGUGCACGACGAGGAUGGCAACCUGCAGGAGAAAGCCAUCCACCCCGGGGCUGGCUACGAGGGAGUCUCGGAGUACAAGUCUGUGGUUUAUUACCAGGUCAAGCAGCCCUGCUGGUACGAGACUGUCAAGGUAGCCAUUGCCAUAGAAGAAGUCAGUCGCUGCCACCUGAGGUUCACGUUCCGUCACCGCUCAUCCCAGGAGUCCAGAGAUAGGUCUGAGAGAGCUUUUGGCAUGGGCUUUGUGAAGCUGAUGAAUGCAGAUGGAACAACGCUGCAGGAUGGCAAACACAAUUUGAUAAUUUACAAGGGUGACAACAAGAAAAUGGAAGAUGCCAGGAGUUAUUUGACCCUUCCUUGCACCAAAACAGAGAUGGAGGAGAAGGAGGCUCCCUCAGGAAAAAACCUGCACCCUCUGGCCAACUUCACUCCCACCAAGGACAGCACCAAGGACAGCUUCCAGAUCGCCACUGUCAUCUGCUCCACCAAACUCACCCAGAAUGUUGACCUGCUGGGUUUGCUGAACUGGCGCUCCAACUCCCACAACAUCGCCCACAACCUCAGGAAGCUCAUGGAGGUGGAAGGAGGAGAAAUUGUGAAGUUUUUGCCAGACACCCUCGAUGCACUUUUCAACAUCAUGAUGGAAAUGUCAGAAAAUGAAACCUAUGAUUUCCUGGUGUUUGAUGCCCUGGUAUUUAUUAUUUCUCUGAUUGGAGACAUCAAGUUCCAGCAUUUCAACACCGUGCUUGAGACUUACAUUUACAAACACUUCAGUGCAACCCUGGCCUAUGUGAAACUCACCAAAGUCCUGAACUGCUACGUGGGGAAUGCUGAGGACUCCAGCAAGACAGAGCUGCUCUUUGCAGCCCUGAAAGCCCUGAAAUACCUGUUCAGAUUCAUCGUGCAGUCGCGGGUAUUGUACCUGAGUGUUUAUGGGAAAAGUGAGGAUGGGAAUGAAUUCAAUGAUGCAAUUCGCCAGCUGUUCCUCUCCUUCAAUAUCCUCAUGGACCGGCCCCUGGAGGAGGCUGUCAAGAUCAAGGGGGCAGCUUUGAAGUAUUUACCGAGCAUCAUCAAUGAUGUCAAACUGGUAUUUGACCCCGUUGAGCUCAGCGUCCUCUUCAGCAAGUUCAUCCAGAGCAUCCCUGACAACCAGCUGGUCCGGCAGAAGCUGAACUGCCUGACCAAGAUCGUGGAGAGUGACCUGUUCAAGCAGGCUGAGUGCAGAGAUGCCCUCCUGCCCCUGCUCAUCGAUCAACUCAGUGGGCAGCUGGAUGACAACUCCAGCAAGCCUGACCACGAGGCCAGCUCCCAGCUCCUGAGCAGUGUCCUGGAGGUCCUCGACCGUAAAGAUGUGGGUGCCACUGCUCUGCACACCCAGCUGAUGAUGGAGCGGCUGCUGCGCCGGGUCAACCGCACGGUGAUCGGGAUGAGCCGCCAGUCCCCGCACAUCGGGAUUUUCGUGGCCUGCAUGACAGCCAUCCUGAGGCAGAUGGAUGAUUUCCAUUACAGCCAUUACAUCAACACUUUCAAAACCAGGCAGGACAUCAUCGACUUCCUGAUGGAAACGUUCAUUAUGUUCAAGGACCUGAUUGGGAAGAACGUGUACGCAGCUGACUGGAUGGUCAUGAACAUGAUGCAGAGCAGGGUUUUCCUGCGGGCAGUGAACCAAUUCACCACUGUCCUCAACCGCUUCUUCCUGGAUCAAGCUCAUUUUGAGCUCCAGCUCUGGAAUAACUAUUUCCACCUGGCAGUGGCCUUCCUCACUCACGAGUCCCUCCAGCUGGAGACCUUCUCUCAGGCCAAACGCAACAAAAUCAUCAAGAAGUAUGGGGACAUGAGGAAAGAAAUUGGCUUCAAAAUCAGGGAUAUGUGGUAUAACCUGGGUCCCCACAAAAUAAAAUUCAUCCCAGCAAUGGUGGGGCCAAUCCUGGAGGUGACCCUGGUCCCAGAGCCUGAGCUGAGGAAAGCAACUAUUCCCAUUUUUUUUGACAUGAUGCAGUGUGAGUUCAACUUCAGUGGGAACGGGAACUUCCACAAGUUUGAAAACGAGCUGAUCACCAAGCUGGACCAGGAGGUGGAGGGGGGCCGAGGGGAUGAGCAGUACAAGGUCCUGCUGGAGAAACUGCUCCUGGAGCACUGCAGGAAGCACAAGUACCUGUCAGCCCCGGGAGAGGUGUUUGCCCUGCUGGUCAGCAGCCUCCUGGAGAACCUGCUGGACUACAGGACCAUUAUGCAUGAUGAGAGCAAGGAGAACCGCAUGAGCUGCACUGUCAACGUGCUGAAUUUUUACAAGGAGAAGAAGCGAGAGGACAUUUACAUCAGGUAUCUGUACAAGCUCAGGGACCUGCACACAGACUGUGAGAACUUCACCGAGGCUGCCUACACCCUGCUCCUGCACGCUGAGCUGCUCCAGUGGUCAGAGAAGCCCUGUGUCCCCCACCUGCUGCAGAGGGACAGCUACUACGUGUACUCCCAGCAGGAGCUCAAGGAGAAACUCUACCAGGAGAUCAUCUCCUUCUUUGACAGGGGCAAGAUGUGGGAAAAAGCCAUUCAGCUGAGCAAGGAGCUGGCUGACAUGUAUGAAAACAAGGUCUUUGACUACGAGGGACUGGGUAAUCUCCUGAAAAAAAGAGCUACUUUUUAUGAGAAUAUCAUGAAGGCCAUGAGACCUCAGCCCGAGUACUUUGCUGUGGGAUACUAUGGACAGGGUUUUCCCUCUUUCCUGCGGAACAAGAUGUUCAUCUACCGUGGCAAGGAGUACGAGCGGAGGGAGGAUUUUAACCUGAAGCUGCUGACCCAGUUCCCCAGUGCUGAGAAGAUGACCAGCACAGCCCCUCCAGCAGAAGAGAUCAAGGCUUCCCCCAAACAGUAUGUGCAGUGCUUCAUUGUAAAGCCUGUGAUGAACCUGCCUCCUCAUUACAAAGAUAAACCUGUUCCUGAACAGAUCUUAAACUACUACAGAGCCAAUGAGGUGCAGCAAUUCACCCACUCCAGACCCAUCAGGAAAGGAGAGAAGGAUCCAGACAACGAGUUUGCUAACAUGUGGAUAGAAAGGACAACCUACACGACAGCUUAUUCCUUUCCAGGCAUCCUCAAGUGGUUUGAAGUCAAACAGGUCACGACGGAGGAGAUCAGCCCCCUCGAGAACGCCAUCGAAACCAUGGAGCUGACCAAUGAGAAGAUCACUAACAUUGUCCAGCAGCACACGUGGGACCGGAGCCUGCCCGUGCACCCCCUGUCCAUGCUGCUCAACGGCAUCGUGGACCCUGCUGUCAUGGGUGGAUACACCAACUAUGAAAAGGCGUUCUUCACAGAGAAAUAUCUCCAAGAACAUCCUGAAGAUCAAGACAAAAUCGAGCUGCUCAAGCAGCAGAUUGCUAUACAGAUGCCUCUCCUGGCAGAGGGGAUCCGGAUCCACGGGGAAAAGCUGACGGAGCAGCUGAGGCCCCUGCACGAGAGGCUCACAGCCUGCUUCAGGGAGCUCAGGAGGAAGGUGGAGACGCAGUAUGGGGUCAUAAGUCUGCCCCCAGCGCUGACCGAGAGGAAGCCGAGCAGGUCUGGCUCACUGGUGCUGCCCUACAUCAUGUCCUCCACCCUCAGGAGGCUCUCGGUCACCUCUGUGGCCUCAUCUGUGGCCUCCACGUCGUCCACCUCAUCCGACAGUGCUUCCUCCAGGCCGGGCUCGGACGGAUCUACCCUGGAGCCUCUCUUGGAGAGGAGAAUAUCCACAUCUUCCAGAGCUGAGGAGCUGCCCGUGAAAGACGACGGUGACAACAGGAUUAGCAAACUCAAGAGGAAGGAGUGGAGCAUUAGCAAGUCUCAGGUUAUUGUGGAGAAGGAGCCAGAAGCAGAACUGACUUCCAAAAUGGCCCAACUGCAGCUUGGCUGGAGGUACAGAUGGAGGCACUGGUGGCCCAGGGAGGGGCUGAACAGAGCCCUGGGGUGCUCUCAGCAAACCCCAGUUCUGUUGGAAGGAAAACCUCAGGCAGGCAGGGAUCCAGCUGCCCAGCCAGAUGUUGGGUGGCUGUCAGGCAGCACCACUGCACAGAUCAAAUGUCCUGGGAGGUGCAGGCCCCUUAGAUGGACCUGGGAGUUGGGAAGAGAUGGUCUGGUGGCUCAGAUCAUCUCAGCCUGGAUCUGCCAGGCUGUGCUCUGUUCCAGUCCCAGGCUCAUUUUUCACAAUAAGGAGGAAACACCAAUUCCUGUGUUGGCCUUUCCUCUCCCAAAUUCCAGCUGGAUCUGGCAGGGGCAGGUGAUGCUGAUCUGUUUUCAGGAGUUCUUAUCAGAGCUGUGUGCAGUCCCACCAGGCUUCCCCUCCUUGCAGGCUGAUGGGUUGGCCACGCCACCCCCCCCUCCACCCAAAAGCAAACCCUACGAGAGCAGCACCCCCAGGAACUCGGUGGAGGUUGCUCCACCGCUGCCCAGCAGACGUGAGGCCAAACCUCCCCCUCCACCCCCAAAAACCAGGAAAUCCAGCGUGGUGUCCUCGGAGCAGGGCCUGCAGUGAGGAUUUGGGGUCACAGCAACGCCCAGCAUGCAGCAGUUGCUUCAUUUCCAGCCAGCCUGCUGAUCUCCCCUGCCAUUCCACCUGGAGUUUUCCUGGGAAAUGCCACCAAGGACGUGUUGGCACUGGAUUCCCUCCCCUCUGUUUGCCUGUGCAGUGCUGACACACUAAUCCAGAUGUCUUCCUGCUGGAAUUCUCUCUCCUGGUCUUGUCUGUCCCGAGUUUCUGCAAUCCCAGCAGCUCCUUCCCAGUGUAACUGGGAAUCCUGGGGGAGAUCUCUGGUGGUUUCCUGGGAGUUUCCUGACUAGGUCAGGGUCUCUGCUCAGCUUGUGCUUGGCUUGAUCUCAUUUUGUGCUUUUUAACGUGGAAGAAAUCACUCCUGGGAAUGUUUGAGGUGACAGAAGUUGCACUUUUGCCAGGGCUGGACUGGUAUGAGACCCAUAAACAGCUUGUGGCCUGUUUAUUAUUUAUCAUCAAUCUUGAUGAAGAUUUUGUUUUGUCUUGCAGGAAAUAAUUUUGUUUGUUAAUUCUGUCAUUUUGUUUCUGUUUAUCUUGUAGGAGUUGGGAAGAGCCACUAAAACCCUGCUGAGGGUGUUGCUCACAGCAGGAAUGGCAAUUAUUGUUGGGCGGGGGGUUCCCAGGCCAUUAUUGUUCUCCCCUGACUGAAAUGGGUUUCCGACCUUACUGAAAAACCAAAGUUUGUUAAACCAAAUGAAAAGUUCCCUCAGCAAAGGAAAACCAAACCAAACAAAACCCAACCCGACAAAAACCACCCCCAGGAGGGUUUUGUUCAGACCGAAGUUGUCAUUUCCUUUCGUUCUUCCCAAUUCUUUUGACGUCAGUGUGACUGCAGGAGCUGCUGUGCUGCUGCCCAGCUCUGUGAGCAGAUUGUCCUCAUCCCAGAAUCAUCCCAGAUUCCCAAACCUCCGGCUUGGAGCUCCUCUGGAGGUGGCACUGCAGUCACAUCCCAUCCAUCCCCAGCCUCGCUGCUGCCUGCACUUCCAGCUGUCUCCGGCCUGCUGCUUCUCAGGGGAAAUCUUGGGAAUCUUCCUGGACACCCUGGCCAGGUUUUCCCCCUCUCUGGGGCUUUGCAGGACAUGUCAGCUCCUCGUUGUGUUCUUGGGCACAGACACUGCUUGACUUGAAAGCCACUGGGUUUUCUUGUCUUGGUGUUUUCUGCCCGCCCUCCCUGGCGCUAUCACCGCGGCCUCCCGAGCCCGGCCUCCUCUGACAUCCAACUUCUUGUCUGGGCUGAGAACUCUGGGCAGAACAACAGGAUGUGGUCUGAGCUGACUGAAGCACAUCUCAACAGCACCGAUUGUUAAUUCAGAAUGUUGUUAAUUCAGUGCUUUUCCCCACUCUGAAUCUGCUGCCGUUGCUCGGUGCUUUCAGGGCAGGUUGGGUUUAACUCCCUGCGUGAAUCAGGAGCACAGGAGGGGUCCCAGGUGUAGGCAAACACACUGAGCUGUCAGGUUCGGGUGUUUUGCUUCUAAGUCACUUUGGAAUCCUCUUUCCCAGCCUUUUUCUUUGGCUUUAACAACCUUAACACGUGGAGGUACCUUGUGCAUCCAGGUUUUUCCUGGAGAAGGGAACCACUCCAUGCACAAAACACUGACAGGAGGAGCUCUGACCCUGGGAAGAAUUUUUCAGCUGAUUUUUAACCAGCUUUUUACUCUUUUACUCGGCGGAUUUGGCUCUGGCUGCGUUUUUUGCAGACUCCAAACAGAAUCCUCGGCACCUCUCUGGUUAAUUCUCCUGCCAUGGGUGAGAAGAGUUGUCACCUUCAGCUCUGCUCUGCCUGGAAAUCGCUUCUCUCACCUUAAAGUUGUCCUUGGUUUGCUGCUCACAAGUUCAGGUUUCUCCUCUGACUUGGAAUCAGAGGCAGCAGCUGAGGCUAAAGAGUUCAAGUUUUCCCUUCCCAGGACAUUUUGGGCAUUUUCACUGACAAAUUUGCCAGAAAGGGCUCUAAAUUUGGUUACUUUUUUUUUUUUUCCCCCUUCUCACCUUUAUUUAUAUUUAUAUUCUAGAGUUUGUAAACUUGUCCACUCCUCCUCCCUUUGGCAGUGUCCCCAAACUGGUGUCCAGUUCUUGUACCUACCUGAUAAAAGCUGGCAUCACUGGCUCAGAGGUACAAGGUGGAAUUUCUGUUCUGUGCCCAAAGGAUUCAGGGCUUUGGGUCAAUUUUAAGGAAAAAAAAUCAUCCAGGAUGAUCAUGUCAGAUUUUUAAAGGAAUAAUUGGGCAUUUAACUGUGAGGAAGAGCCAGGCAUUCAACUGAUUUUAAAUAAGUGGAAUUAAGUGCCCACUCUUAGGAGAAAUCCCACCAGAACCCUGAUUUUUUAAAGUGGUUGCUCUUUGCUUGGGAACCUGUCUGACUUGAGUUCUGAGAUUUAAUUUUCAGAGACAAUUUAAGGUGUCUCUUCCUUGUUUUUUUUUAAAUGAGGAUCAUCUCUUCAGAUUAAUUAAGUGCUUUAGGAAAUGCCUCUAAUGUGCUUUAAACUGGAGGGUUAAAAAUGGGAAUAGGAGUCCAUAACGAUGAUCUCUGCACACCACAAAUUACAGCAAUUUCUACCUGAUUUAUGAUUUUGAAUAAACUCUCAAAGUUAAAACAUCCACUCUGCAGAAGAGACAAAACCUAAUCAUAUUUCAGAGCCAAGCUGUUCAAAGCUGCUGUGAAAUUUUAAGUCUUUGAGGAUUUCAGUUUUUCUCCUUUGGAGAAAUGUGCUCAACACUUGUUUUCUGGAGCUUUUAAUUAAAAUUUGUCAUGCUGUGAUAAAUUCCUUUAAAAAUGUGACAGGCUCUAAUCCACAUCAGGGGAAGAGGGGAGCAGCAGCUUUGCCUUUCAGUGGAUUAUUGGAUUAGGAAAGGACACAGAUUCCAGGGAGAGCAGCUCUGUGAUCUGCAGUGGCACACAACUCCAGCAUGGAUGUGCAGAGGUUUUUUGGGAACUGCAUCCCAGAAAAUUCCCCCCUCCCAGCCCAGUGUUGGCUCCAGGUUCACACUGAGUUGGACUUGCAGUGACAACUCCCCAGAUUUCCCUCUCCUUAUUUAUUUUUAUCAUUGUAAAUGGAAAUAAUAACUUUAAAUCUGUAAUUUAAUUAUUUUUUUAAUAUAGCAAAAACAUUCCUGACCUGCUUCUGUAACCUUCUUUUAAUUAUUUUUAUUUUUAAUUUAAAAACUUGACCUUAUUUUUACUGUUGCAGACCAAAUCCUCUGGUGGACCAGGGUGAGCUUUUCCAAAGACUACAGCAGGGAGGAAAAAUAACCAAAUAAUGUGAUUUUAUGGCUGUUCAAAAGCACGAGGUUCACCUGAUUCUUCUCUCUGAACAUUAAUUCAAGCACCUUUAGCACAGUUUGGGCACUCCAGGAGUUACUCAAAGGAGGUUCACACCUUAACCUGUUUUUCAGGUCCACGUGGUGCUGAUUUGAAUUUUUAGGCAGAGGUGGAAGCCCCUCACUUAAUCAAAUGUAUAUUUGAUCAAUUUUUCUCACUGUGGUAUUACACAGAUUUAAUCACUCGAAACCCUGAGCCAUGUUUGUGGUGAAUUCAGGAGGAUUUAGAUGUUGUGGGAGGCGUUUUUGUGUGUUCUGGGAUAUCCUAGGUUGGUGGUUUCAUUGCAAACUCACUUUUGCAGACUGCAAAUAUGGUGUUUGUGGUUUUUUUCCAGUCCUUUGCAACUUAAUUGGUAAAAAAUACAGUUUUAAGGUGGCUCUGGAGAGAGCAGGAGCUUUGGGAAGGGACUGCAGCUCUCUGGGUAAAUGCCACAUGAUUCACUAAAUCUGUAAAGCAAGGUGUACAAAUUUUCAUGGGGUUUUUAAAUGUAAUGACUGUUGUAAAGUUUGUAAAUACAUUUUUAAAAUAAAUGUAGUUUUCAUGACUGAAC